CCCAUCCAUUUCCCAUCAUAUUUCCCUUUCCCAUUUUAUUUUAUCACAUUUCCCCUGCCCUGCCCUGCCCUGCCCUGCCCUGGUUCUUAGUUCGAAAUUUCACCUCUCCCCUAACCAUUAACCAAGUCGAAGCCCGAGACAAAGAUACCCAAACUAAAAACAGGGAAUUGAAAGUUCAUAAAGAACUCUCCUUUGCUCACUACUGCCUUCAGGCUUCAACAAAGGACCUUUCUCUUAUUUGUCUCUGCUUUUGCAAUUAAUCAAUGCACCCUUCGCCCCUCUGCUCCGCAAACAACUAAGCUGGUUUUGUUUUCUAUAUACGAGACCUUCAAUGGAUCAUAUAUUUGACCAAGUUUUAAAGAAUAUUAAACUAUACCUUGAGGUGUAAACUGGCCUGAUGUGUGGGAAUCUUUGGUUUCGCUGACCAUUCCAGCAACUACAUACCUGAGAUCUCUUCUGGCUCAAGGAGGAACAUUGUGCUUUUUAACUUAAUCGGAUGUUUUGUUUGUGGAGCUGAUGAAAUGGGGUGUUCUGUUUCGACUAGUAGUCGGAGUACUUGCAGUUCCGGGAGCCGUGGGGAGGCAGUUUCUCCUUUGUGUUUCGAGAUUGGAUUUUGUGGGACAAAGAGAACUAAGAGAACGUUCUCUGAUCAUGUUAUUACGCUGCAGAAUUUACCCUCAGUACCCAACAGGAUUUUCACAAAUGGGAAGAGCCGAACUUCUUGCAUAUUCACUCAGCAGGGUCGAAAGGGAAUCAACCAGGAUGCCAUGAUUGUAUGGGAAGAUUUCAUGUCUGAAGAUGUGACCUUUUGUGGUGUAUUUGAUGGCCAUGGUCCACAAGGUCAUCUCGUUGCUCGCAAAGUGCGAGAUGCCCUGCCCCUUAAAUUGCUAUCCUCCAUGCAUUCAUAUCAGUCGAGGCAAAAUGGGUCCGGAGGAGCAUGUUUGAAGGGGAAUUUGAAGAAAUCGGAUGGCUCUCCUGAGGACAGAUUAAAUUGUUUGUGGAAGGAAACAUUCAUGAAGUCAUACAAAGCCAUGGAUAAAGAGUUGAGGUCCCAUCCUAAUUUGGACUGCUUCUGUAGUGGUAGCACUGCUGUCACUAUAGUGAAACAGGGCCCCAACCUUUUCAUGGGAUAUAUCGGGGAUUCUCGUGCGAUUAUGGGAUCCAAGGAUAGCAAUGGUUCAAUGGUAGCAAUCCAAUUGACAGUUGAUCUGAAGCCUGAUUUACCAAGGGAAGCUGAAAGGAUCAAAAAGUGCAAAGGUAGGGUUUUCGCAUUGCAAGAUGAACCCGAAGUACCGAGAGUAUGGUUGCCAUUUGAUGAUGCCCCUGGGCUAGCAAUGGCUCGAGCUUUCGGGGAUUUUUGUUUGAAGGAAUAUGGCGUUAUCUCUAUACCUGAAUUUUCCCACCGGCUCCUUACGGAGAGAGAUCAAUUCAUUGUUCUUGCCUCAGAUGGGGUUUGGGAUGUAUUGAGCAACGAAGAGGUGGUUGAGAUUGUAUCCUUGGCUCCUACCCGGUCAUCCGCUGCCAGGAUUUUGGUGGACUCAGCUGCGCGCGAAUGGAAACUAAAGUAUCCUACUUCAAAAAUGGAUGAUUGUGCGGUGGUUUGCUUAUUUUUGGAUGGGAAAAUGGACACAGAAUCUGAUUACGAGGAACAGGGGUUAUCAUCUGCAACCGUUCAAAGUAAUCAUUCAGGUAAUGCAAUAGAAACCGAUGAUGGGCAGAAGACGGAGCUAUACUUGCCGAGGAAUUUCACGGUUAGAUCAUCGGAAGAAAGUGACAGUUACGGGAGAGUAGCAGCAGAGUUUGAAGGAAAUGUGGAAGCAGUCUCGACAGAGGAUCAAAACUGGUCAGGUCUGGAAGGUGUGACACGAGUGAACUCACUUGUCCAGCUUCCAAGAUUUUCCGAGGAAAGACCUAACCCUUAACUUUUGGGUAUUGUCUAGAAACGAAAUUGAACUGGUUUUGCUGUAAUAUCCAAGGAAAAGAAAGCCCUAGUGAAAUGGUGCCUAUUGUGUUGUACAUUUCUGCUAUAAUUAAAGAAAUUUCUCAA
Molecule: messenger RNA, 2047 nt
Organism: Gossypium raimondii (Peruvian cotton)
Lineage: Eukaryota; Viridiplantae; Streptophyta; Magnoliopsida; Malvales; Malvaceae
Product: probable protein phosphatase 2C 52
Exons: 6
Coding region: 522-1922 (466 amino acids)
Biological process (GO): protein dephosphorylation
Molecular function (GO): protein serine/threonine phosphatase activity
Source: RefSeq, a predicted model, not a curated record